GGGCCGCCCCCCCUGCCGACGCCGACGCGCCCACAACCCGUCCCAUUUUCUCCCCUUCUCUUCCCCCAGUGCUCCGCGCAUCGACGCAUCGCCGCCUCCUCCCUCCCCCAGAAGCCGGACAGGGUCCACACUCUCCUCCUCCUCCCUCCGCACCACCAUCAUAACCAAGUCGUCAUCCGCGCCGCCCGCCGAAACCGGGAGCUGCGAAUCCGACGCCCAUGGCACCCUUGAGACUCCUCCGGUCCGCCGUCGGACGGCUCAGGACGGCGGCGCCCGCCGGCCGCGCAGCUUUCUCCAGCGCCGCCGCCACGACGGAGGCCAAGGCGACCGUCCGCGAGGGGGUGAUCGCCGCCGCCGCCGCGGCCGUCGCCGGGUCCGGGCUGGGGCUCUGGCUCAUGCCGCCGGCGCUCGCGGACUCCGGGGAGCUGGCCCGCGCCGCCGCGCCUGGGCAGAUCGCCGCGGCCGGGCAGAUCGCCGCGGCCGGGCAGAUCUCGGCGGCCGCCGGCGCCGUCGAGGAGCGGCACGAGAAGCCCAAGAGGUUCCUGCUCGCAGACUCAUACCGCCGAAGGGUGUUCUUCAACUACGAGAAAAGGAUACGGCUUCGCAGCCCUCCUGAAAAGAUUUUUGAGUAUUUCGCGUCUGUGCGAAAACCGGAUGGGGAAAUGUUCAUGUUGCCUGCCGACUUGAUGAGAGCGGUGGUCCCUGUUUUCCCUCCAUCGGAGUCGAACGUCGUGCGGGAAGGGAGGCUAAGGGGGGAACCCAGCCCCGGAGAGUUGCACUGUGCUCCAUCCAAAUUCUUCGUUCUAUUCGACACGAACACCGAUGGUCUCAUCUCGUUUGCCGAGUACAUCUUCUUUGUUACAUUACUCAGCAUUCCUGAGUCAAGCUUCAGUGCGGCCUUCAAAAUGUUCGACGUUGAUCUCAGUGGACGUGUUUUGUUUACUGAAGCUGCUAAAGGUAUGUUAUCCCUUUUGUUCUCUUUGAUCGAUUUAUGCAUAAACAAGAUACAUUUGAAUAAUAUCUUGUUUGUGCUAUAUUGUUGUUUACCUGUGAUCAUUCGCGUGCAGUUAAUUUCUCUUGUCGCCCAGAAAAAAAGACCUGCUCUUUAUGAGCAUGUUCAAUCAUCUGGCUUGUUAGUUGAUGGUAAAACAAGGGUAAUGAACAAAUUUUGGCAAUCUUCUUCUCGGUUGUUUUGUUGUUCUUAUCUGUCGAUUCUCAUCAUUUCCAGGGAGAUAGACAAAGAAGAGUUCAAGAAAGUAAUGGCAUUGAUGCGGUCCUAUAACAGACAAGGAGCUGCCCAUAGGCAUGGCUUACGUACAGGAUUUAAAGUUGGCCAGUCUGUGGAAAAUGGUGGGGUGGUUGAGUAUUUCUUUGGUAAUGAUGGGAAUGAACCUUUACACUUUGAUAAGUUCACAAGUUUUUUGAAGGAAUUGCAUGAAGAGAUUAUUCGUCUGGAAUUCAGUCAUUAUGAUGUCAAGUCGACAAACACCAUCCCUGCAAAGGAUUUUGCACUGUCCAUGGUUGCUUCUGCUGACAUGAAUCACAUUAGCAAGCUACUUGAUAGAGCUGAUACGUUGGGCAAUGACCCUUAUCUCAAGAACUUGCGCAUUACCUUUGAGGAGUUCAAGGCAUUUGCUGAUUUACGUCGAAGAUUGGAAUCAUUGACGAUGGCUAUAUUUGCUUAUGGUCAAGUAAAUGGGCUGCUGACAAAGCAGGAUCUGAAGCGUGCAGCUCAGCAUGUCUGUGGUGUUGAAUUAACCGACAGAGUGGUCGACAUCAUUUUCCAUGUGUUUGACAUGAACAAUGAUGGGCACCUGAGCUCAGAGGAGUUUCUGAGAGCACUACAAAGACGAGAAGCCGAUAUUCAUCAGCCAGCGGCACGAGGAGGUCCCAUGGGCUGGCUGAACCCUAAAAACCGCUCUUCGCUUCUGCAGAUGCUGCGCUAGUAGAGUUUUUGAUUGUCGCAAGAUCUUUUCUUCUUUAGCUUUGGGUUAGGUACCAUCUGAAUGGUAUGUCUGCCUAGUGUAGGUCACAUAAGAUUAGUUCAUCCAGUCUUGUUAUAGUAUCCUGUUCUGUCACUUGUGCUCAGGAGUGGGAGGAGAUUUUGCUGUAAAUAUUAUGUAGGUAUAGCGGUUGAUCCGGUUGUAAAUAGUGUCUUUGUUAUAGUCUCUCAGUACAUGGUGAUGUGUUGUAUCAGUAUAGGAGGGUGUAAGUUUCAAACCUUGUCCAUUUUUGCCGUUCCUUUUUUAUUGAUU
Messenger RNA from Triticum dicoccoides, 2255 nucleotides. RefSeq names its product calcium uptake protein, mitochondrial-like. The record is from RefSeq and is a predicted model, not a curated record. Gene Ontology annotation, cellular component: uniplex complex. Gene Ontology annotation, biological process: calcium import into the mitochondrion; mitochondrial calcium ion homeostasis. The transcript has 8 exons. NCBI's taxonomy places the organism in Eukaryota, Viridiplantae, Streptophyta, Magnoliopsida, Poales, Poaceae. Bases 219 to 1946 code for a protein of 575 amino acids. Gene Ontology annotation, molecular function: calcium ion binding.